This is a messenger RNA of Danio rerio (zebrafish), 1792 nucleotides long. NCBI's taxonomy places the organism in Eukaryota, Metazoa, Chordata, Actinopteri, Cypriniformes, Danionidae. The record is from RefSeq and is a predicted model, not a curated record.
GCCCGAGUUCGAAGUUUCGUCACAUCCAGGGUUCAGUUCUGCAUCGGGACACUCACAUCACUAACCUGCGCGGGCUUCACCUGACCACCCCAGGAGAGUGUGAUGGAUUCUGCGCCAAUGGGGAGCGUGUGGCGGUUCCUCUGGCCAUCGCCGGUGGGCAGAUCGCCGUGUUUGAGUUGUCCCAGCCUGGAAAGCUGCCGGACACAGCUCUGCCCACCAUCCAGAACUCUGUCAAUGUGGCCGACUUCUGCUGGGACCCCUUUGACCCUCACAGGCUGGUUGUGGCUGGUGAUGAUGCCAAGAUCCGCGUGUGGCAGAUUCCCAAAGGAGGCCUGCAGGAAACCCUGACGGAGCCGGAGUGUGUCCUGCGGGGACACACUGAGAAGAUCUACUCUGUCAAGUUCCACCCACAUGCAAUCGGUCUGCUGGUGUCGUCAUCAUAUGACCUCACUGUCAGACUAUGGAGCCUGGAGACUGGAGAACAGGUCAAACAGCUCAGCGGACAUCAGGACCAGAUCUUUGGCAUGGCUUGGAGUCCUGAUGGGAAACUGCUGGCCACUGUGUGCAAAGAUGGAAAAGUGCGUUUGUAUGACCCACGCAAGUCCACCUCACCCAUCCAGGAGGGCCCGGGACCUGAGGGCCAGAGAGGGGCCCGAGUAGUUUGGGUCUGUGGUGGCAAGUUCCUGAUGGUUUCAGGAUUCGACAGUCGCAGUGAAAGACAGCUGUACCUGUUCUCCGCUGAGUCCUUGGCAUCCGGGUCUCUGGCCUCUGCUCCUGCUGAUGUGUCUCCCUCGACCCUCAUCCCAUUCUAUGAUCCCGACACCAGCGUCCUCAUCCUUACUGGGAAGGGCGACACUCGGGUUUACAUCUACGAGAUCGUGCCUGAAGCGCCGUACUUCAUGGAAUGUAGUAGUUUUAAUUCCUCCGAGCCACACAAGGGUUUGUGUUUCCUUCCGAAGACUGAAUGUGACGUUCGUGAUGUGGAAGUGGCUCGAGCCGUCAGACUCGGCAAGACCACCAUCGAACCUGUGGCCUUCAGAGUGCCUCGUGUGAAAAAAGAGUUUUUCCAGGAUGAUGUUUUCCCGGAUACCGCAGUGUGGUGGGAAUCAUCUCUGAGUGCCGCUGAAUGGCUCUCUGGAUCUGAUGGACAGCACCGCAAAAUCAGCCUGCGGCCCAAAGACAUGACGCCCGUGAGUGAAGCACCUAAAGAAGCUCCUGUGAGGAAAUACCUUCCCUCAUCUGUCUAUUUAGAGGAGAAAACUGAUGAACAGAAGAAAGAGGAGUUGCUCAGUGCAAUGGUGGCGAAGCUGGGAAACAGGGAAGAUCCUCUGCCACAGGAGUCUUAUGAGGGAGUGGAUGAAGACGAGUGGGACGAUUAGCACACAAGCGUUUCCUGAUGGUCCAGUCAGGGUGCCAACAGCAGACAGGAGAUGAUGCUGUCCUGCUGCUUUAAACUUGCCAUUCCAGGGUGCCAAAAAACCUCCUAAACGCUUCAUCUCUACACUCCUCCAUCCAUCACAUCUCUAACUGGAGUACUAAUAUCUCCUAUUAAUCUUUAAACAUGACUUUUAAUAUUCAUACGCACAGCUCAGACGUUCAUCUCAGAUGCAUGAAGCACAUUUACAGUACGACAGGGUUUUUUCUGUGAUGUUUUUACCGAUGGCCAUCAGUCUCGCACUGCAUGAAAUCUUUCUGGAUGUUGUCACUCAUAAAAUGAGCACUUAAUACCAUCACAUGUGUGUUUUACAUUGAUAUUGUGCUAAUUUGUGGGAUUAAAUGUUGCCUUCUUUAG